AUGAAAAAUAGAAACUCAGUUUUUGCUACAGGCACAUUAACUUCAUCAUAUUCAAUAUCUUCCACUGAAGAUGGUAUAAGAUAUAAUGUGUACAGAGAAAGGAUUGAGAAGUUAUCAGGAUGGUUAGAAGAUCAAGUAGUGAGUGGUCAUGUAUUUGAGAAAAUGAAGGAAAUAAGAAAUAGAAGAAUUACUGAUGCAAUGAUUUUAAGACCAAUUAAAGACGAUGAAGUUCAGAAGGAUAAUAAAGAUGAGAAGAAAAAUUUCAGGGGUUUAGGAGAAGGUGAGGAGUUGGGAGCAAUGGAAAUAUAUUUGAAUCAGGAUGCAGAAAGACGAGCGAGACAGCUGAUUCAGCGUUCAGGCGUAGUUCCAGCUUCUAAGGAUAUAUUAGAUAGGCAAGCUAGGAAACUUAGCCAAACUGGUAAUGAUAAAAAUGCUAUUCUAAAUGGAAAUGAAAAGAGAAAUGAAGUAAUAGAAACAUGGUUGUCAAGUGGAAUAAUGCCAGGGGACGAUCAGAUUGACCUACCAAAAGAGUAUAAUGACUGGAAAAUGCAGAAAAUGGUGAAUAAUUUGGCUCCUGAUUUGAGAAUAAGAAAGAAGUUACUAGAGAAUUCUUUAAAGAACAUAAAACCAAUUCCUGUAGAUGGAGAAGAUUUACCAGAAAAUAUGGUAGAUAAUGAAAAUGUAUUGCAAAAGAAUUUUGAAACUAGUAUGAUGUUUGCACCACCAUUAGCAAUGCCAGAAAUUAAGGUCAAAUCUCCAAAGAGGAUGAUGCAAAGUAGAGGUAGAAGUCCAGUAAAGCGAACGUCUCCAAAGAAGAUAGGUAUCGAUAUGAAAGAAAUAGCAAAAGUAGUGGUUAAACAAGUACAAGAUACUUUGGAAGCAACUAUUGAAAAUAGUCAGAUUGAAAUUGAAGACAAGAUAGAUUCUUUAAAUGAUCAUUUGAAGCAAUUGGAAGAAAAGACCAAUAUGAUAUUAGAAAAAAGUGAGCAAAAUAGUCCAAAAAUGGAGAUAAUAAAGAUUGAUUCAAUUAAAGAAAAUGAGGAAAUAGUUCCAAAAAAACAGAAUUUAUCAUUUUUAUCACCAGUUAAGAAAAAGAUGGAAGCUCCAAUACCUCCAAAGAAGACAACAAUUAUUCCAAAUGUUGUAAAAUCAACAGUAAAGGAGCAGGAUUCACCACAUGAGAAAGUUAGUGUCAAAUUCUCUCUAUACUUUUCAAUGUUUAAAAAGAAGAUUUUAAAAAGUUUUAACAAUUUAAAUGAAUUAUAUCAUGAAAUGAAACCAAAUUCAAAUGGAGAUAUAUCACAGGAAAACUUUAUCGCGUUUUUAAAAGAUAAUAAGAUUCCAGGGGGGAAUUCAGAACAUACAAAAUUGUUUGAUGAGUUAAAAAGUCAGAAUGGCUCAAUUACAAGAUUAUCACUAUACAAAAACGUACAUCCAUUAUAUGAGAAUCCUGAUCCGACUUUGGAAGAUUUUGUUAAGUUGUUAGAUGAGAUAUAUGAAGGUUGUGAGAUUCCUGUAUUAGUUUCAACAUUUAAGGAUACUUUUCUGAGUAAGGGAACUUUCUUAAAGUUUGGUCAAGAUCAGCUUUUAUUAAGUGAAUCAAGUAUGGAAUAUAUUUGGAAAAACUAUAUGAGUUCUGGAGGAAUCGGUAUUUUUAAUACUUCAGAAAAGCUAAUAGAAAAGAUCAUGAAUAUUCGGAAAAAACUAGGAUUGGAAGAUUUAUCUAAUGAGAAAGAAAAACAAAACAGUAUGAACGAGGAUAUGACUGUAGAUAAGGAAAUAGCUAGAAAAGAAAAGGAGAGAGAGGAGGAAGAGAGAGAAAAAGAAAAAGAGAGAAUAAGAAAAGAAGAAGAAGAAAAGGAAAGGGAAAGAAUAAAAAAAGAGAAAGAAGAAGAAGAAAAGGAAAGAGAGAGAAUAAGAAAAGAGAAAGAAGAAAAAGAGAGAGAAAGGGAAAAAGAAAGAGAGAGAAUAAGAAAAGAAAAAGAAGAAGAGGAAGAGAGAGAAAGGGAAAAAGAAAGAGAGAGAAUAAGAAAAGAGAAAGAAGAAGAGGAAGAAAGAGAAAGAGAAAGAGAAAGAGAAAAAGAAAGAGAGAGAAUAAGAAAAGAAGAAGAAUUGAACAAGAAGAGUCCAUCAAUUACAUCUAUAUUAUCAUCAUCUUCAGCCUCAUCAGCAAAAUCAAGAUCAACACGUUCUUUAACUUCAUCAUCAUCCUCUUCAAAAAAUGAAUCAAUAAAUUCUUCAUCAAUUUCUUCGAGAGAAAAUUUAUCAGAAACAAAAAUGAGUACAAGUAGAAGUAGAAAAUUAUCAAAAUUAAAUUCUUCCAAUAGCGUUAGAAACUCAAUCAUUAGAUCAAAAUCUAUAACAAGUGAAUCAUCAGAUUCAGAAAUGGGGUCAAAAAUAGGUUCAGGAUCAAAGUCAAAAGAGAAAUCGAGAUCUGAAUCAAAAAAUAGGUCAGUAUCUGUAUCAAAUUCAGAGCAUAGUAUAGAAUCAGAAUCAAAUUCAGAGUCAGAAUCAAGUUCAGAGUCAAGUUCAGAAUCAAGAUCAGAAUCAAGAUCAGAAUCAAGAUCUGAGUCAAAACUUAGAUCAGGAUCAAGAUCAAGAUCAAGAUCUGAUUUUGAAUCUGGACCAAGAUCUGAAUUAUCAACACCAAAAUCAAAAAAAAAACAAGGAUUAUCAGGCUCUGAGAAUGAAAUGAAAUUAAAUAGAAAUUUGUCAUCUAGUAGUAGUAUUAAUGAAUUUGACCCAAAGACUCAGAAAGAUAGUGUUAUUGAGAAGGAUCCAACAAAAAGAGCAAUAUUAAUGAAUUUGGACCCUGAUACAGAGAGUCUACCAUUGGAUGAUAGGUUGAGGAGUAGGAUAAAAGAGGUUUAUAAAACAGGAGGAGCUGCAUAUAAAGAAAUGUGUGGGGGGAAAAUAGACAAGAAUGCAACUUUAUCCGAGUUUGGAGAUUUUAUCGAAAAGUUAAAUAUAUUUCUAAGUUUUUCAGAAAGCAAAGAGUUUUAUGGGAAAUUAACAAAAACUCAAGGUUCUCUGAAUAUUGGUUCUAUGUAUUCAUAUUUGCAUAAGUUAGAAAAUGUGAAAAAUCCUGAUCCAGAAAUCAUAGGUAAUUACUUGAAGGAGAUAUAUGGUACAGUAGAUGAGGCCUUUAAGAAAAAGAAUUUGUUUGACCAUGAAACUAUAACUGAACAAGAAUUUAUUCAAGUUUGUACUGAUUCUGGAUUUACUAAGUCUGCAUUGAAGACAUUAUUUAAGGAAAUGACAGGAAAUAUAGAAGGUGCAUAUGUUGAAGUACAAGAUGUAAUACAAUGUUUACAGGGUCAUAUUACAGCAAAAGAGGUAUAUGAAGAUGAGUUAAAUAGAAAUUCUCAGUGGGCAAUUUGGAGAGUUGUACCACAGAGAAAAAUAUUAAUUAAUGAAGAUAAAAGAAAAUCUGAAUUAAAUAUCGUAAUACAAGCAUUAGCAUCUGAUAAAAUUAAAGAUUUUAAAGGAAUAGGAAAAGAGGAAUUAAUACACAUUGUAGAGAAUUUCUUUAUGAGAGAACAAUUAUCAGCAUCAAGUCAAGUUAUUGCUAAAGAUGAAAAAGGUUAUUCACUUUCAGUAAUAGUUUCUGGAGCUGUAGAUUCCAUUGAAUCUUUAUGGUAUGGUGAAAAUAUAUUAGAAACAUUUAAAGUAGGUGAUAUUAUAGGAAUUGAUAUGUUUAAAUCAACACCAAGUAAACAAUUUUUAAGAACUAAUGAGGAAACAGUAUUAUGGAAAUUAAGUCCAAAAAUAUGGGAAAUUAAAGUAAAAAAUAGAAUUGAAGAAUUAAAAGAUGGGUUUUUAGCAAUAGAUGAUUAUUUUAAACAAGAUAAGAUUUUUAGUAAAUUAGAUUCAAAAAACCAAAAAAAUUUAUAUGAUAAUGCAAUAUUUACAAGAUACCCAUCAAAGACAUGUAUAUUUAAACAAGGAGAAUUAGCAAAAAGCUUUAUAUUAGUAUUUGAAGGAUCAGUUUCUUUAAUAGUUGAUGGAGAUUUAACAAAGAUGCCAGAAAAGUAUAGAAAAAAAUCAACAGGAACAAGUAUUGGUGAUAAAUAUUUAAUUAAUAGAAUGAAAUAUCCAUAUAGUUGUUAUUGUGAUUCAGAAUGUGAAUCAGUAAUUAUUAUUACAAUAUCUGAUGAGAUUAUAAAUAUGGUUUUAAAUGAUGAAAUAAAAAAAGAAUUGAUUAAAAUGGAUGAAAAAUUAGAAAAGAAAAAUCCUAUUCCAAUUCAAGAAAAAUUAAGAUAUCCUGAUUUAAAAUUAAUUCCAAAGUCUGAAGGAGAAGUAAAAUCAAGAGUAAAAAGUUUAAAAGAUAAUAAAGAAGAGAAAAAAGAUAAUGAUGAUAUUAAUAAUGAUGAAAAUGAUAAUAAUGAAGAUUCUAUGAAUGAAAAUACUAGUAGAAGUAGUAAUAAUAAUCAAAAUGAUGAAUUAUUAGAAAAUGAAAAGAAAAUUGCAUUAGAAUAUUUAAAAGCAGAUAUACAAUCAAGAAUAUUAAGAAAACAUAUAAGUUUGGGAGAUUGUUUUAAUUAUAUGUAUAAAAAUUGUGUAUCAAAAGAGAAUAAAGAAAAAAUGAAGAAUGUUCCACCAGUAACAUUAUUUGAUGAAGAUAGUCAACCAAGUAAAGAUUUAAUAAUAAAAUGGCCUAAAUAUGAUAAAUUAUUUAUUGGAAAUUGGGUAGAUACAGAUGCAUUUGCUGAAUAUGUUUCUGAGGUAUUACAUAUUAAAGCAACAUUUACAGAUAUAACAUCAAUAUUUAUGAAUUUUUGUUCUCCAUUAGAUAAUCGUCUAUAUAUUGGUACUUUUUAUAGGAAUUUUGAGAAAAUUUCAGAUUUAUCAAUGAAAGAUUUUAAUAGAAGAUUGGUAGAAAUAGAUGGAAGUGUUUUUAAUACAUUUACAACAGUUGGAGGUGUAGUACCAGGAGGAAGUGUAUCAACUGAUACAUUUAUAGUAAUAGGAGGAAGAGCAGGGUUUACACGUCCAGAAGCUACAGAGUUAUUUUUAAAACAAAUUGAUGUUUUAAAAACAAAAACAAUAUCUUUAACAACAUUAUCAAAAUUAGUAUCAGGUGAGAUAACUAAAAAAGAAGCACAUGAACAAGAAUCAGGAUAUGGAUUAUUUAGUAUGGCACAAGAUUAUUUUGGAAGAGGAGGAGGAUCAGUAUCAAAAUUAUGUGAUAAUGGUGGUGUUUUAGAUUAUAAGAAAUUAACAACAAAAUAUGAAGAUGUUAGUUGUAAAAAAGAAAAAGAAUUAAAAAUUUUAGAUAAUAAAGAGAAUAUAAAAAUAUUAUCUAAUAUAGAUAAUAUGGAACCAUUAGCAGUAUUAAAUAGUAAUCAACGUAUUUGGUUAAUAUCUUUAUUAGAAAGAAAACAAAUAAAAAAAGGAUCAAAAUUUAUAAAUCAAGGAGAUCCAAAUGCAGCAAUGGUAAUAUUAUAUAAAGGAGAAUUAUCAGUAAUGCAAACAGGAUUUUUUGGUUAUGAUUCACAAUUAGAAGAAAUUUCUGCUGAUGGUGAAAAAGAUGAUUUAAAAUUAUUUGGUUGGAAAGAAUAUUAUUCAUUAAAACAAGCUUCAGAAGUAUCAUUAGUAGCAAAAAAAGAUUCAAUAGUUUAUUUAUUAUCUCGUAAUGAUAUAGAUCAGAUAAUUGAAAUGAUAAAUAAUAGAGUGGAAAAGAUCAAAAAUAUUUAUUUAGUUUUAUUAAAUACUCCAAAUAUACGUGAUUGGCCAAUCAAAGUUUUAGAGAAAUUUGCAUGUUGUCUUAGAAUUGAGAUAUUUAUUAAUGAUGAAACAAUUUUGGAAAUGGGUCCUUGUGAUAUAGAAAACUUAAAAUUCUAUGUUGUUGCAGAUGGUGAAGUAGUGAUAGAAGGGGUUCCAAUGGGUGAUAUGGAAGAAUUAAAUGAUUAUAUUGUAGGAAGAAGUAGAUAUUUUGGUGAGUGGGCAAUAAUUAAAGGUUUUGAUGAGAGAACUUCAAAUGUGAUAUCUAGAGGAAAGAAGACAGUUUUAUUAUCAAUUCCAAAGAGAGAUUUUAAAAGGAUCUUGUCAUUAAUUGGUGAUUAUGCAAUACAUAGAUUCCAAGAUUAUGGAUUACAAUUAUAUCACUUUUCACCAAAGCAUUCAAAAAGAUUUAAUAGCCCAAUUCGUGUAUUAAAUAAUAAAUCUUAA
Molecule: messenger RNA, 6171 nt
Organism: Cryptosporidium ubiquitum
Lineage: Eukaryota; Apicomplexa; Conoidasida; Eucoccidiorida; Cryptosporidiidae
Exons: 2
Coding region: 1-6171 (2056 amino acids)
Biological process (GO): actin filament bundle assembly
Cellular component (GO): actin cytoskeleton; plasma membrane
Molecular function (GO): actin filament binding
Source: RefSeq, a predicted model, not a curated record